AUGAAAUGCAAAAGUUGCAUACCAUGCCUUGCUGCAACGAAAACAAAUUCGUCAGAACCAUUGAAUACGAGUGAAAUGCCGGAAUAUACAUUUCAGCAUGUUAGCUUGGAUUUUGCAGGACCUUUUCCGAAUGGAAAACACCUCCUUGUUCUGACAGACGAAUAUUCAAGGUUUCCAGUAGUAAAAAUUAUUAACUCAACCUCUUCAAAGACAGUCAUUCUUAAAUUAGACAGUAUAUUCUCAGAAUUUAGAAUUUGCGAAUUUCUAAAAUCAGAUAAUGGUCCUCCAAUGAAUGGACACGACUUUGCACAAUUUGCGAAUUAUAUGGGAUUCAAACAUAGAAGAAUUACUCCAUUGUUGCCGCAAGCGAACGGUGAAUGUGAACGUUUCAUGCGAUCGAUAGGUAAAGCAAUACGCGCAUCCCAUGCUCAGGGUACAUCUUGGAAACAAGACAUGUAUUCAUAUUUACGAAAUUACCGUGCAACACCACAUGCUUCCACCAACAUUUCACCAGCUGAAUUGUUUUAUGAACGUUCAAUAAACAUCAAAAUACCGAGUGUUCAAAUACCUUCAAAAGGAGACAAACAUAAGAAAGCAAGACAAUCAGACAAAAAGGCUAAGCAAAAAAAAAUGAAGUCUUAUGCUGAUACUAGACGUAAUGCUUAA
Messenger RNA from Mercenaria mercenaria, 666 nucleotides. RefSeq lists its product as uncharacterized. The record is from RefSeq and is a predicted model, not a curated record. Gene Ontology annotation, biological process: DNA integration. The transcript has a single exon. Lineage: Eukaryota; Metazoa; Mollusca; Bivalvia; Venerida; Veneridae. Gene Ontology annotation, molecular function: nucleic acid binding. Bases 1 to 666 code for a protein of 221 amino acids.